AUCUUCCUUCACUGCGACUGCGAGAAAACUUUGCCCUUGAGGUUGUCUGCUGUGACCGUAGCUAGCAGUGCAUUAUUGAAAUUGUAAGUUUUUAGUUAUUUUAAGUAAAAUGUUUCGAGCACCAGCAAUGGCACUACACAGUGCUGUUAGAGGUGUUUUACGACAGAACCUUCCGAAGGCACCUCUAGGAGUUACCAGCCGAUCAAUGGCCCAUCAUUCUGAGUCGGAUCAGGAGUUUGAUGCCAGGUAUGAAGCCUACUUAAACCGUUCAGACAUCGAUGGAUGGGAGAUUCGCAAAGCUAUGAACGACCUGGCUGGUAUGGAUCUUGUCCCAGAUCCUAAAAUUGUCAUUGCAGCGAUGAAGGCGUGCAGAAGAGUUAAUGAUUACGCUUUGGCAGUCAGGUUCCUGGAAACCGUCGAGUUCAAGACAGCAGGUAGGAAGGAUAUUUGGGAGUAUGUAUUGAACCAAGUCAAACCAACACUUGAUGAGCUGGGCAUUGACACCAAAGAGAAGCUGGGCUACGACAAACCAGAACUGGCCCUCCAGAGCGUCUACGACAUCCACUAAGAAUACUUCCGCAGCAUCCUCAAAACAAUAUAGAAAGGUACACCGUUUGUGAAAUUUCCAUCGCUACGACAUUGUUGUAUGUUCUAGAAGUUAAAUAAAAAAGAUAUCAAUUAA
Messenger RNA from Macrosteles quadrilineatus (aster leafhopper), 682 nucleotides. RefSeq names its product cytochrome c oxidase subunit 5A, mitochondrial (gene COX5A). The record is from RefSeq and is a predicted model, not a curated record. Bases 110 to 568 code for a protein of 152 amino acids. The transcript has a single exon. Gene Ontology annotation, biological process: mitochondrial electron transport, cytochrome c to oxygen. Lineage: Eukaryota; Metazoa; Arthropoda; Insecta; Hemiptera; Cicadellidae. Gene Ontology annotation, cellular component: mitochondrial inner membrane.